UGACGUCGCGCACUGGCCACGUCAUCCAGUGCUCCGUCACAACAACAUCCAAGAUGGCGGCGAGUGUCCGUGAGAAACAGACUGCGGCUCUGAAGAAGAUGCUGAACUUCAACUCUGCUCCUCUGAAGAACUCCACCUCGGAGCCAGUGUGGAAGGUGCUGAUCUACGACCGUUUCGGCCAAGACGUCAUCUCUCCUCUGCUGUCCGUCAAAGAGCUGCGCGACAUGGGCAUCACCUUGCACCUGCUCCUCCACUCAGACAGAGACCCCAUUCCCGAUGUUCCCGCCAUAUAUUUUGUGAUGCCCACUGAGGAAAACAUCGACAGGAUAUGCCAGGAUCUGAGGAAUCAACUUUAUGAGUCGUACUACCUGAACUUCAUAUCGGCCAUUAGUCGCAGUAAGCUGGAGGACAUCGCCAGCGCAGCGCUAGCUGCCAACGCCGUCAACCAAGUCACCAAGGUGUACGAUCAGUACCUGAACUUCAUCACCCUGGAAGACGACAUGUUCAUCCUCUGCCACCAAAACAAGGAGCUCAUCUCGUAUCAUGCCAUUAACCGGGGCGACCUGCAGGACACAGACAUGGACAUGAUGAUGGACACAAUAGUGGACAGUCUCUUCUGCUUCUUCGUCACACUGGGCGCCGUCCCCAUCAUCCGGUGUCCCCGUGGCAACGCAGCUGAGAUGGUUGCUGUGAAACUGGACAAGAAGUUGCGUGAAAACCUGCGAGAUGCACGAAACAGCCUCUUCACUGGAGACAACAUGGCUGCUGGACCGUUCAGUUUCCAGAGGCCUCUGUUUGUGCUGGCAGACCGGAACGUGGACAUGGCCACGCCCCUCCACCACACCUGGACCUAUCAGGCCCUGAUCCACGAUGUCCUGGAGUUUCAUCUGAACCGGGUCGUGAUGGAGGAGGGGGCCGGGGCUGACCCACCCCCCGCCGGUGCCAGGCCCAAGAAGAAGAGCAGAAAGAGCUACGACCUCACCGGAGCCGACAAGUUCUGGCAGAAACACAAGGGGAGUCCCUUCCCCGAGGUGGCCGAGUCGGUCCAGGAGGAGCUGGACUCAUACCGGGCCCAGGAGGACGAAGUGAAGAGACUAAAGAGCAUCAUGGGUCUAGAGGGGGAGGAUGAAGGAGCCAUCAGCAUGUUGUCAGACAACACCGCCAAGCUAACCUCAGCAGUCAGCUCGCUGCCCGAGCUUCUGGAGAAGAAGCGGCUCAUCGACCUUCACACCAACGUGGCCACAGCUGUCCUGGACCACAUCAAGAGCCGCAAACUGGACGUCUAUUUUGAAUAUGAGGAGAAGCUGAUGAGCAAAUCCACGCUGGAUAAAUCUCUGCUGGACAUCAUCACUGACCCCGAUGCCGGGACGCCAGAGGACAAAAUGAGGCUCUUCCUGAUCUUCUACAUCACAUCAGUGCAGCCACCGUCCGAGUCGGACCUGGAGCAGUACCGCGCCGCUCUGCUGGACGCCGGCUGUGACCUUUCACCCCUCAACUACAUCAAGCAGUGGAAGGCGUUCACCAAGAUGGCUGCCACUCCAGCUAACUAUGGCAACAGCGGUGUCAAACCAAUGGGGUUGUUCUCCAGGGUGAUGAACUCUGGUUCUCAGCUGGUGAUGGAGGGAGUGAAGAACCUGGUGCUGAAGCAACACAAUCUCCCCGUGACCCGGAUCCUCGACAACCUGAUGGAGAUGAAGUCCAACCCUGAAACUGAUGACUUCCGAUAUUUCGACCCCAAGAUGCUCCGCGGCAGUGAGAGCUCCAUUCCAAGGAACAAGAGUCCGUUCCAAGAGGCGAUCGUGUUCGUGGUCGGAGGAGGAAACUACAUCGAGUACCAGAACCUGGUGGACUUUGCUAAAUCCAAACAGAAGCGGGUCGUCUACGGCUGCAGCGAACUCUUCAACGCCUCUCAGUUCAUCAAACAGCUGUCGCUGCUCGGGCAGAAGUGAUGUCACCCCCCAGCUCAUCAUUCCGGUCUGGACCUGGAGGGGUGCCACCUCCCGACCAUGCCCUGACACACAGACAUCAUGUGGCUCACUUCCAACUUUGAAACAUUAAACUUCGAUGCUUUUACCGUUUAACCUCCGACCCUGUUCUGAUUCGCUCUGCUGUCAAUCACAUGGUUGAUGCAAUGUUGGUGCAAUCGCCUCGGCAGAGAGCGUUCCAUUCGUCAGUCGCCUCAACUGAGAGCGUUCCAUUCGUCAGUCGCCUCGGCAGAGAGCGUUCCAU
Synchiropus splendidus (mandarinfish) is the source of this 2229-nucleotide messenger RNA. RefSeq names its product sec1 family domain containing 1 (gene scfd1). Bases 54 to 1949 code for a protein of 631 amino acids. Gene Ontology annotation, biological process: endoplasmic reticulum to Golgi vesicle-mediated transport; intracellular protein transport. The transcript is spliced from 25 exons. The record is from RefSeq and is a predicted model, not a curated record. Gene Ontology annotation, molecular function: syntaxin binding. Gene Ontology annotation, cellular component: cytosol; Golgi membrane. Lineage: Eukaryota; Metazoa; Chordata; Actinopteri; Syngnathiformes; Callionymidae.